Molecule: messenger RNA, 1150 nt
Organism: Elgaria multicarinata webbii
Lineage: Eukaryota; Metazoa; Chordata; Lepidosauria; Squamata; Anguidae
Gene: LHPP
Product: phospholysine phosphohistidine inorganic pyrophosphate phosphatase
Exons: 7
Coding region: 55-870 (271 amino acids)
Biological process (GO): dephosphorylation
Cellular component (GO): cytosol
Molecular function (GO): inorganic diphosphate phosphatase activity; phosphatase activity
Source: RefSeq, a predicted model, not a curated record
UGUGUAUGUAACAGGGCACUUGCUGGAACGUGCGGGAAGCGUUUUCUCUCCGUUAUGGCUGAUUGGGCUAAACACCUUGCGGGCGUGGAGGGAGUGGUGUUAGAUAUCAGCGGGGUGCUUUAUGAUAGCGGAGGCGAAGGAGGCGGAGUUCCCAUUCCCGGAUCUAUAGAAGCUGUGAAAAAGAUCAAGGCAUCUGGUCUGAAGUUGCGUUUCUGCACCAAUGAAACUCAAGCUACCCGGGAUAAGUUUGUUGAAAAGUUGCAGCGUUUGGGCUUUGACAUUGAGGUGAAUGAAGUCACUGCUCCAGCACCAGCAGCACGCAAAAUUCUGAAGGAGCGCAACCUGAGGCCACACCUUCUUGUACAUGACGAUGUUGUCCCUGAAUUUGCUGAUAUUGAUAAAUCAAACCCAAACUGCGUGGUGAUUGGUGAUGCAGCAGACAACUUUUCUUACAAAAACCUGAAUGAUGCCUUCCAGGUUCUCAUUGGUCUGGAGAAACCAGUUCUACUAUCUCUGGGAAGAGGACGCUAUUAUAAAGAAACUGAUGGUUUGAAACUGGACGUUGGAGCGUACAUGAAGGCAUUGGAGUAUGCCUGUGAUAUUCAAGCUGAGGUGGUGGGAAAGCCAGCCAAAAUGUUUUUCCAGUCAGCUUUGACAGAAAUGGGUAUUAAAUCACACCAGGCCAUCAUGAUUGGGGAUGAUAUUGUAAAUGAUGUAGGAGGCGCCCAGCAAUGUGGGAUGAGAGCUCUACAAGUACGGACCGGAAAGUACAGGCCUUGUGAUGAGCAACACCCAGAGGUGAAGGCAGAUGGUUAUGUGAACAACCUCGCCGAAGCCGUGGACGUGAUCUUGAAGCAACUGCAGAAGUAAAAGUGAUCCAGGAGGUGAUGAACAUGAGGCCUUUGGCAUAACUGCACACUUCUCUGUGUUUACAUAUCUGCAUCCAAUUUUUAAUGCAGUAAUUAUGUAGCAACCAGCAGCACUACAUAUGUGACUCAAGAGUCAUGUUUUUCUAACUCGCCAUUGCAAGUAACUAAAGUGAUCCAUAAACAAGAGCAAAACUCAAAAGAUUCAGCCUGAUAGAUGCUUAGGACCCCACCCACGAAGAAUCUUUUGAAUUUUAACUAUCUGGUUUGGGAUGAUCUAGCCA